CCAGUCCCCGCAGUAAGUGUGAGUCGUUUGUUUGUCUUUCUUUCCAUCUUUCUGGAGCAUAUCUACGGACAGAAUGGGGGUCUUAGUACGUCUACUUAUCCUGAGCACAGUUGCAGCAAUGGCAUCUUCUAUAGUUUUACGGGUGAUGCCAAGAUCCCAGUCAAGGCGUAUUUACUCCCAGAGGACACGUCCCCAGUUCAGCUUUGGAUCUUUGUCAUCAAUAUAUGAUGCAGACACAGUCAACUUUGGUGGAUCAUCUUUUGGACUCCGAAACAGUAUGGGAUCCUCCGGAGGAAGUGGCUACAUAAUGCUUGGUGGUGACAGUCCAGACACAUACAAUCCAUUUGAUUUAGGGGACGCCCCAGAUAUAUACCCCAUGAUUGGAGGGUCAAGCUUCGGCUCGCGGGGGUCAGGUUUAGGAGGCUACCCGAUGCAUAUGUUUGACCCCGAUAACACAUACGUGUUUGCUUGAAAAAGUAUGAAUAUGAAAUCACUGGAAUGAAACAAACUACAAACCUUUUGGAAAUUUUACCCAUAAUUCACUCAGCUGGACUGAAGUCGUACAACCAUUUACCUUUUUUAAUACUAACAUGAGGGAAUUAUACUACAAUUUUUCAAUUAAAAAUGUCUUGCCUUUAUUUUGAUACAAUAAAAACAUGUAUUUUGUUAGUAAUCAUUACUCUUAAGAGCUACAAGACCCUUUUAAUCAAUGGUAAAUCAUAUCUGAGAACACUUCAGUUUGAUGACCAACUUUUUAAAAUAAAAAAUAUACUCAACAACAUAGAUAAAGCUAUUUCAAAAUGUAUUUUUCCUUCUGUUCUAUGAAACAAAAUUAUUUUUUUUAAAAAGAUAAUCAUUGUUUGUUGAUUUGAAAUGUGCUCGUUCGUGUCUUUUAAUUUAUUUUACGUAUGUGAAUGUUUUGUGAAGAAUAAAUCUUAACGUUUUAGGA
Molecule: messenger RNA, 949 nt
Organism: Magallana angulata
Lineage: Eukaryota; Metazoa; Mollusca; Bivalvia; Ostreida; Ostreidae
Exons: 13
Coding region: 74-472 (132 amino acids)
Source: RefSeq, a predicted model, not a curated record